GCGUUCAUGCGGAACGAAGGAAGCCGAGAAAGAGGGAGCGGAGCUAAAGAAAACACAGGGAAAAAGGAAAAAGGGGCGGAGGAACGCAACUACUCGGCGAGACGGGGGGGUUUUGGGCGGCGAUCGAAGCCGGCGCCUGGCAGGGAUUAUCUCCGCAUUGUGACUCUCCUUCUCUCUUUCCCUGCGUAGCGAUUCGAUCGGUGCAUUUGGCAAUAGGUUCUCGGAGAAGAGCAAGCGAUGGAGGAGGACAGGAUCCAGGUGUCGUAGAGUUUUUGGGACCUCUGAGAAGGGAACAUCGGGGGACAACGAUUGGCUUUCUGCGAUAGUAGGAGAUAAUGGCAAGCAAGUCAAGUGUAGUUGUAGGAUCACAAGUCUGGGUUGAGGAUCCUGAUGUGGCAUGGAUAGAUGGACAAGUAUUGGAGAUCAAAGGAGAUGAGAUUAAGAUCAGCUGUACUUCUGGAAAGACAGUGACAGCCAAGUUUUCUAAUGUCCAUCCUAAGGAUCCCGAAGCUUCACCUUGUGGAGUGGAUGACAUGACAAAACUUGCCUAUUUGCAUGAACCAGGAGUUUUGCAAAACUUGAGAUCUAGAUAUGACAUGAAUGAAAUUUAUACUUAUACUGGCAAUAUAUUGAUUGCUGUCAAUCCCUUCCGGCGUUUGACUCACCUGUAUGACAGCCACAUGAUGGAACAAUAUAAAGGAGCAGCUUUUGGUGAUUUAAGUCCCCAUCCUUUUGCUGUUGCAGAUGCUGCUUUUCGAUUGAUGAGAAAUGAAGGAAAAAGCCAAGCAAUUUUAGUAAGUGGGGAAAGUGGAGCAGGUAAAACUGAAAGCACAAAGAUGAUUAUGUGCUAUCUUGCUUACAUGGGUGGUAGAGCUGUAUCAGAAGGGAGGACUGUCGAGCAACAAGUCCUCCAGUCCAAUCCUGUUCUUGAAGCCUUUGGAAAUGCAAAGACAGUAAGAAAUAACAACUCAAGUCGUUUUGGCAAGUUUGUUGAGAUUCAGUUUGAUGAGAGGGGAAGGAUUUCUGGAGCUGCCAUUAGAACUUACCUUCUUGAAAGAUCCCGAGUUUGCCAAAUAUCUGAUACUGAAAGGAACUAUCACUGCUUUUACAUGCUUUGCGCGGCACCACCAGAAGACAUUCAAAGAUACAAGAUGGGAAAUCCCAAGACAUUCCAUUAUCUUAACCAAUCCAGCUGCUAUGAGCUUGAUGGGGUAGAUGAUUCCAAGGAGUAUUUGGAAACUAAAAAGGCUAUGGACAUCAUUGGCAUCAAUUCUGAUGAACAGGAUGCAAUUUUCCGAGUAGUCGCUGCUAUUCUUCAUCUAGGGAAUAUUGAGUUUGUAGAUGGAAAGGACAUAGAUUCUUCUCAACCUAAAGAUGAGAAGUCAUGGUUCCAUUUGAGAACUGCUGCAGAGCUAUUCAUGUGCGAUGCAACGGCACUUGAAGAUUCUUUGUGUAAGCGUGUUAUUGUUACUCGGGAUGAGAAUAUUGUAAAAUCCCUGGAUCCAGAAGCUGCUGCUUUAAGUAGAGAUGCCCUUGCAAAAAUUGUCUACUCAAGACUGUUUGAUUGGCUUGUAAACAAGAUCAACAACUCAAUUGGCCAAGACCCUAAUUCAAAGUGCUUAAUUGGGGUGCUCGAUAUAUAUGGCUUUGAAAGUUUUAAAACUAACAGUUUUGAGCAGUUUUGUAUCAAUCUUACAAAUGAAAAAUUGCAGCAGCACUUCAAUCAGCAUGUUUUUAAGAUGGAGCAAGAAGAAUAUACUAAAGAAGAAAUCAGUUGGAGUUAUAUUGAGUUUGUUGAUAACCAGGACAUACUGGAUCUUAUAGAAAAGAAACCUGGUGGAGUUAUUGCUCUCCUGGAUGAGGCUUGCAUGUUGCCAAGAUCAACACAUGAAACUUUUGCUCAGAAACUCUACCAAGCUUUUAAAAAUCACAACCGCUUUAACAAGCCAAAAUUAUCUCGGUCUGACUUUACCAUUUGUCAUUAUGCUGGUGAAGUUACAUAUCAGACAGAGUUGUUCUUAGACAAGAACAAGGAUUAUGUGGUUGCGGAGCAUCAGGCUCUUUUGAGUGCUUCUAAAUGUUCCUUUGCUUCAAGUUUGUUUCCACCUCUUUCUGAGGAUGCUUCAAAAUCUUCAAAAUUCUCAUCAAUAGGCUCAAGAUUUAAGCAACAACUGCAAUCUCUGCUAGAAACUCUGAGUUCCACUGAGCCACACUACAUUCGCUGUGUUAAACCCAACAAUCUCUUGAAACCAGCAAUAUUUGAGAAUCAGAAUAUUCUUCAGCAGCUCCGGUGUGGGGGAGUGAUGGAGGCCAUUAGAAUAAGUUGUGCUGGAUAUCCAACAAGACGGGUAUUUUGUGAAUUUAUCGACCGUUUUGGCAUUCUUGCACCACAGGUUUUGGACAAAAGUUGUGAUGAGAUCACUGCUGUAAAGAGGUUGCUAGAGAAGACUGAUCUCCAAGGUUACCAGGUUGGAAAAACGAAGGUGUUUCUUCGAGCUGGUCAAAUGGCUGAACUUGAUGCCCGUAGAAAUGAAGUUCUGGGAAGAUCUGCUGCCACAAUCCAAAGGAAAGUUCGAUCAUACUUGGCCCAUAAAAAGUUCAUUUUGCUUAAGAAUUCAGCCAUACAGAUUCAGAUCAUAUGCAGAGGUCAACUUGCAAGACAGCUUUAUGAAAACAUGCGUAGACAAGCUGCGGCACUUAGUAUUCAGACAUUUUUCAGAAUGCAUCUUGCAAGGAUAGCUUACAAAGAGUUAUUGUCUUCCACUGUAACCAUCCAAGCUGGCUUAAGGGGAAUGGCUGCUCGUGAGGAACUUCUUUUCAGGCAGAAGACGAAAGCUGCCAUUAUUAUUCAGAGUCAUUGUCGCAAAUUCUUGGCACGCUGGAAUUACUCAAGGAUGAAGAAGGCGGUGAUCACUACUCAAUGUGCUUGGAGAGGAAAGGUUGCAAGAAGAGAGCUACGGAAUCUUAAAAUGGCGGCUAGAGAAACUGGUGCCCUUCAAGCUGCUAAAAAUAAGUUGGAAAAAGAAGUUGAAGAACUUACAUGGCGUCUGCAAUUGGAAAAGCGCAUGCGAGCUGAUCUUGAGGAAGCUAAGAACCAGGAAAAUGUGAAAUCGCAAGCUGCUCUGCAAGAGAUGCAACAAAAAUUGAAGGAAACUAAUUCUUUGUUGACUAAGGAGUGUGAGGCUAAUAAAAAGGCUGCUGAAGUAGCUCCUGUCAUUAAAGAGGUUCCUGUUGUUGACACAGUUCAGUUGGAUAAGCUUAGGGAUGAGAAUGAGAAGCUUAAGGCUUUGGUGAGCUCACUAGAAACAAAGAUCAAUGAAACUGAGAAGAAGUUUGAAGAAACUAGUAGAAUCAGUGAGGAAAGGCUGAAGAAGUCCAUGGAUGCUGAGACUAAGAUAAUUCAGUUGAACAAUUCAGUGCAGAGGCUCAAAGAGAAACUUUCUAACGUGGAAUCUGAGAACCAGAUUUUGCGACAGCAGACCUUAUUGCAUUCCUCAGUGAAAUCCAUAUCUGAGCAUUCAUCAAUUCCAACAACUCCUACCAAACAUAAUUUGGAGAAUGGCCAUCAUCAUGUUGAAGAUUCUAAGAGUGCCCCACCAGGUAUCAAGGACUACGAGAAUGCUGAUGCUAAGUUGAGCAAAUUUCAUGCUGAGAGACAACUUGAGAAUGUUGGUGCCCUAAUCAGUUGUGUCAGCAGAAAUAUUGGGUUUAGUCAGGGAAAACCAGUAGCUGCAUUAACUAUAUACAAAUGUUUUCUUCACUGGAAAUCCUUUGAAGCUGAAAGAACUAGUGUGUUUGAUCAUCUCAUCCAGAUGAUUGGGUCUGCGAUUGAGAAUGAAGAGUCUAAUAAUCAUCUUGCUUAUUGGCUAUCAAAUGGUUCAAGUUUGUUGUUUUUGCUGCAAAAAAGCAUUAAGCCUCCUGGUGUGGCUGGAGCUAAUCCACAUCGAAAACCUCCUGUUCCCACGUCAUUAUUUGGGAGAAUGACUCAGUCAUUUCGUUCUUCAGCAUCUUUUACCAACCUUGCUGUGGAUGGCCUGGAUGUUGUGCGCCAAGUUGAAGUAAAAUAUCCUGCCUUACUUUUCAAGCAGCAGCUGACAGCUUAUGUGGAGAAGAUGUAUGGAAUGAUCCGAGACAAUGUGAAAAAGGAUUUGUCUUCUUCACUGUCAUUGUGUGUACAGGCUCCACGAACAAGGUCAAGUAUGUUGCAUGGCUCUGCAAAUUCAUCUGGAAACCAAGUACAAAGUAACAACUGGAAGACCAUUGUUGAGUGUUUGGAUGACCUUCUCCAGACGUUGCAAGGAAAUUAUGUUCCUUCUAUUCUCAUUCAGAAGAUAAUUAUGCAGAUUUUCUCAUACAUAAAUGUACAAUUAUUUAACAGUUUGCUUCUUCGCCGUGAAUGUUGUUCCUUCAACAAUGGAGAGUAUGUUAAAUCUGGUUUAUCUGAGUUAGAAUUGUGGUGCACAAAAGCAAAAUCUGAGUAUGCUGGAUCAUCCUGGGAUGAGCUUAAGCACAUAAGACAGGCUGUUGGUUUCUUGGUCAUAUUCCAGAAAUCUAGGAUUUCCUAUGACGAGAUAGCUCAAGAUCUGUGCCCGGUUCUCAGUGUGCAGCAACUUUAUAGAAUCUGCACACAGUAUUGGGAUGACAAGUACGACACAAAGAGUGUCUCGUCAGAGGUUCUUUCAAACAUGCGGGCACUUAUGACCGAAGAUUCUAACGGCACAGAAAGCAGCUCCUUCUUGUUAGAUGACAAUUCUAGCAUGCCAUUCUCAGUCGAUGAGUUGUCUACUUCUUUACGUGCAAAGGAUUUCUCAGAGGUCAAACUAGCUGAGGAGCUCCUCCAAAACCCAGCCUUCCAAUUUUUAGAGUGAGGCUUAAGGGUUUUCGCCGCGCCAUUCAAGUGGUUGAUAUUCGUCAAUCGUAAAAUACUGUAAAUUCAUUCUUUCUCAUUAUUUUUUCCCAUUCUCCCUGUCAAAUUGUAAACAAAAAAAAAAAUGAAAAAGAAGAAAGAAAAGAAAAAUGUUUCAAUCCCAUAGAUAUUUAGGAUUGUCAUAGUGAGUCAAGAUGUGCAUCAGCCUUCUUGCCAUUAGGUUCUUGUCUCUGGUUCUCGGUGACAUUUAUUUGAUUCUUGGUUCAGUUCACAAAACU
Molecule: messenger RNA, 5145 nt
Organism: Zingiber officinale
Lineage: Eukaryota; Viridiplantae; Streptophyta; Magnoliopsida; Zingiberales; Zingiberaceae
Product: myosin-8-like
Exons: 40
Coding region: 336-4868 (1510 amino acids)
Biological process (GO): vesicle transport along actin filament; actin filament organization
Cellular component (GO): cytoplasm; vesicle; myosin complex
Molecular function (GO): ATP binding; microfilament motor activity; actin filament binding
Source: RefSeq, a predicted model, not a curated record